GAAAGUCUCGGGCAGGGCUUGAAAGGUUCGAUGCAUAUGAUGAGCUGAAGAUUUAUAUCAAUCACAAUUUGCACCAAGGCCCGCAAGAAAAGAAAGACUUGCAUUUGUGGCGUCUCGUGAGGUCGUCGAGGAGCGGAUCGAACUCCAACUCCGGUGCCCGCGCGGGCAGCCGAGAAAAGCUUAUCUGCACGCAAGGCCCAGCGAGCCGAGGGGAAUAUUCGCAUCAGACGGAGAGUGAGCUGAACUGCGCCGCGUGCGAGAAGAAGGAACCACGUAGAACUUUCAGGCGGCACUGGGCGCCGUUCGAGCGUUUCCGUUCGGAGUUCCGACAAGAGGACGAGGCACAGCUUCUUGAGCGAGAGCGUCGUGGAGAGCUGUCUUCGGACUGUACAAGAAAUCCGCACCAGCGCCUCUGCCUCGUACUCUGGCCAGCCCAUCGAUUGCGAUUCCGAUUUGCUCAAUUGGAUUGGGUUUUACCAGUGAAUUGUGAGCCUGCCGAGAAAAUUUAUCGCUUGCGAGAUUUUCCUUUUUCGCUUUGGGUUUCGUGGUAUUUGGAACGUCACAAUGUGCGACAACGCCAAGAAGAGAUGGCUUCCACUCGAAGCGAAUCCGGACGUGAUGAAUCAGUUUGUACAGGGCCUCGGCUUUCCUGAAGACGCAGCUUUCCAUGAUGUUUAUGGCUUCGAUGAUGAGCUUCUUGCGAUGGUUCCCUCACCAGUGCUCGCUGUUCUGCUUCUUUUCCCUAUCACCGAAGAGUCUGAAGCAGCAAGAAAAGCCGAACAAGAAUCAAACACAAAGGAAGCAUCCAAGGUGAGUGACAAGGUUUACUUCAUGAAACAAACUGUUGGAAAUGCUUGUGGGACGAUUGGACUGCUGCACGCCAUAGGCAACAACUUGUCUCAAAUUGAACUUGUUGAAGAUUCCUUCCUCAAGAAGUUUUUCAAGUCAACUUCGAAUAUGACCCCAGAUGAGCGCGCAGAGUUUCUCGAAACGGACACAGAGCUCGAGGGCGCUCAUUCAGCUGCUGCCACUGCUGGUGAUACUGCACCCCCGGAUAUAAACGUCUCCGUGGAUCUUCAUUUCGUCUGCUUCGUCUGUGUUCACGGUGGUCUUUACGAAUUGGAUGGGCGAAAGUCUCAACCGGUUUAUCACGGUGUCUCAUUCAAGGACACAAUUUUGAAGGAUGCUGUCAAGGUCAUUCAAGAGUUCACAGCGAGGAACCCUCAGUCACAUAAUUUUAACGUGAUUGCCCUGUCUAAAGAGAAAGCAGAGUAAGCCUGAUCUCAUUCCUGCUCGUUACUGGUCUGCACGCUCUCAUUGUUUCCAGUCAGAAGAGGAAUAGAGUUGUUAAUAUUACCGGACAAAAGGUCGGCAGUUUCUUGUGUCAUGCGGGAACGUUAUCAUUCAAAAAAAUCUGAGGUGCGCAUUAAAUGUACUUAGGUUAAGAUUCACAUGAAAACAAGGACAAUACUUGACGAUUUUCUUACUCAGUAAGAUGUAACGGGUCAACUUUCACGAACCGUUAUGUGUCUUGGCCUUUCCAUCACAUUAUCCACGGCUGUACAAUAUUUACAAUCUCUCAGUGAAGGUGUUCAUACCAGUUAAAAUUUUACAAAAUGACAUUGCGUCUGCAUCGAGAAGCAGUCCCAUCAGCAUCUUAUCAUUCCCUGUCAGCUUACGUGCAUACUUGUAAUUCCAGUAAUUAACUCUCGCCUUCACAAACUG
Marchantia polymorpha subsp. ruderalis is the source of this 1725-nucleotide messenger RNA. NCBI's taxonomy places the organism in Eukaryota, Viridiplantae, Streptophyta, Marchantiopsida, Marchantiales, Marchantiaceae. The record is from the annotation of a GenBank genome assembly.